GUACCUCAGGGGAAGAGACUUGGUGAUAGGCUGACAGCAAAGAGGAGCCCCAUAUUGCCCAAGCCCCGCUGUCAAUGGCUGAGAAGGAAGAUGAUGACGUGGAGGCUUGGCUGCAGUUGAAGCCUGUGGAGCCCUUGCCCUCCCAGUGCUGCGGCAGUGGCUGCUCGCCCUGUGUGUUUGACCUCUAUUACCGAGACCUGGAGAGAUGGGAAACAGCUAAAGCCAGAAAUGACAGGAGCCUGCUGAGUGGGAAGCCGCCACCUGAGAGCCAGGGCUGUGCUGCCAAGCUGAGUCCAGAGACUUUCCUGGCCUUUCACAUCAGUACCAUGGAGAAGGUCACCAAGGAUACCUAUCUUGUCCGAUUUACACUACCUGGGACCAGUCAGCUCGGCCUGCUUCCUGGGCAGCACCUCAUCCUACGAGGUGUAGUAGAUGGCUUAGAAAUUCAGAGAGCCUACACUCCCAUCAGCCCUGUCACUGCAGAAGGAUACUUUGACGUUUUAAUCAAGUGCUACCAGACUGGGCUCAUGUCCCGGUAUGUGGAGUCCUGGAGAACAGGAGAUACAGCUUUCUGGCGAGGGCCUUUCGGAAGUUUCUUAUAUGAACCAAAGAAGUAUGGUGAACUCCUCAUGCUGGCAGCCGGCACAGGCCUGGCCCCUAUGGUGCCUAUUCUGCACAGCAUCACAGACAAUGAAGACGAUGAGACCUUUGUCACCUUGGUCGGCUGCUUUAAGACCUUCGAGGGCAUCUAUCUGAAGACCUUCUUCCAGGAACAGGCCAGGUUCUGGAACGUGCGAACCUUCUUUGUCCUCAGUCAGGGUUCUGCCUCACCGAGGAGUGACCAGACUUGGUGCAUCUUGGUGUGCACAAUUCAGGAGGUCUCCCCAGAACAGCUUCCCUGGAGCUAUCGUGACAAGACCCACUUUGGCCGCCUGGGCCAGGAGCUGGUUGAUGAGCUGGUGGCCUGCUGCCGGAGAAAGCCAUUUACAUUAGUCUGUGGCUCACCUGCAUUUACUGAGGACAUGGCUAGGUAUUUGCUGUCUGCUGGCCUGACUGAGGACUCCUACUUCCUCUUCUAGCCCUAGCCUUGAACUUUAAUCAGGGGUACAGAGAGGAGCCCAGACCAGAGUCAGAAGACAUGGAGCACAGGCCUGGGCCUGCUGCCGACUUUCCCAGAGACUUUGGAACUUCCUUUCCUGUCUGCUGCAUCCUGCUGUGUGGAGGGAGGCCAGAAGUUAGCCUGGGAGUCAGGGAAGACUGUUCUACGGGAGCCAAGCAAACGGAGUCCUGCUGGGAGGGGUUAGCCAGGACAAGGGGUGAGGAGCCUCUUGUACUUCCAGAGUCCAUCAGUGCUGAGAAAAUGACUUGGGAAAAGCUCAGAGCUCUUGGGAGGACUUUAACCGUGCCUCCUGUGGGGUGAACCUGACUUGCAGAAGGCCUUGGGUCUGUGACCUGACCAUGUCCUCAGACUAAGGCCCUGCCUGGAUCAUCUCUGUAUCCCUGACAAGUCUUUCCUGCCACGAUCAGCGUCACGGUUAGUCUCAGGAGGCCAGCUCAGAGUCCUUUGCCCACAAAAGAAGAGGAACAGAGCCAAAUGCCCCUCCCUCCUGCAGGCAGCCACAUAGCCUGUGCCUUCAGCUCUCGGUGCCCUGGCGACGGUUGCUAUGGAGAUCUAAAGAUAGAGCAGGAGUCAGGAGACCUGGGUCCCUCUCCCAGCUCUGCCCACUGAGUGGCUGCUGAUCCAGGUCCACCCAGCCCCCACCUCCACCUCCUCUAUCCUGCACGGGGCAUGCCCUCUCCAGGGAACUCACUGCCCCGAGCAUCACGUUAACUUAAUGAAUUCUGCUUUCCACAGCCUGGGCCCCAGUGUGCUGCGCCAGCACAGGCUAGAUACAGGCAGUCCCAGACUUCUAAUGCUCAGCAGGGGAAUGUUAGAAGCUGAGAGCCAGGAACCAUCAGGAUUAGGCAUUUAUAACUAUGGAGUUGCAGUCUCCCCUCCCCCAUCCCACCCCCAUAGCAGAGCUCAGAUGCCAGAACACCCUGUCCAGCAGACUCAGUGUACAAACAGGUAAACCAAGGCCUAUGAGUGACUCACCCAAGGUGAAUGCCAAGACAACCCUACAAGUCUCCCAUCUCCUGCUCCUCCUGACCCCUGUGGUUGUACACCAUGCUUUUCAAACGGGGUUCCUCCCUGAAGGACAGCAGUGAAGGUGGCUGAAGAGAUCACCAGGCCCCCGUCAAUCAUAGCAGGUCUGUUUUUACCUCAGCCUCAUAGUGGGGCAUGGAGGAAUUUUUGUCUAAAAGGACUUUUCUAUCCCACCCUGAAAAAUCACUACAAAGAAAUCCCUGUUCACUGCACAGCCAUGGUGAACAGCUGAGCAAUGGGAAGCUUCCAUACUGCACCGCAGGGACACGGGACCUCUGUCAUGGUUUUACAGGGCAUUAGGUGUGACUUCUCAGAACCAAGUGUCAUGAGCAAAUUAAAGCUGCUUGAGCACAGGUCAAGCAAGACUCUUUCA
Molecule: messenger RNA, 2519 nt
Organism: Grammomys surdaster
Lineage: Eukaryota; Metazoa; Chordata; Mammalia; Rodentia; Muridae
Gene: Cyb5r5
Product: NADH-cytochrome b5 reductase-like
Exons: 8
Coding region: 75-1079 (334 amino acids)
Molecular function (GO): oxidoreductase activity
Source: RefSeq, a predicted model, not a curated record